Messenger RNA from Eruca vesicaria subsp. sativa (arugula), 456 nucleotides. The record is from the annotation of a GenBank genome assembly. NCBI's taxonomy places the organism in Eukaryota, Viridiplantae, Streptophyta, Magnoliopsida, Brassicales, Brassicaceae.
AUGAAAUCUCGUCCAGCUAAGAGGUAUCGAAUAACAGAGGGUGUGAAUCUGCCUUUCCGCGUAUUACCAACAAUCAAAGAGCUUGGUCGUACACGAAUGGAAGUAAAUGUCAAGGUGAAAGGUGUGUUUGGUGCUAAAAUGUUUGCUCUCGGGGUCGUAGUUAAAAUUCCAGUGCCAAAACAAACAGCAAAGACAAACCUUCCAAGUGACAACUGGAUAAGAAAAUUUCCAGGACAGACAGAGUCCACACUAAGUGCCGAAAUUGAGUUAAUCUCAACAAUGGGAGAAAAGAAAUCUUGGACAAGGCCACCAAUCCAAAUGGAGUUUCAGGUGCCAAUGUUCACAGCAUCUGGUUUGCGAGUUCGUUUCCUCAAGGUGUGGGAGAAGAGUGGUUACAACACGGUGGAGUGGGUUAGAUACAUAACCAAAGCGGGAUCUUAUGAGAUCAGAUGCUGA